AUGGCGUCUUCAUCAAGACCUCUAAAUGCACUGGAAAUUACUCUGCACCGUAUGAUACUAGCAUGUCGCAAUGAAACGGCAAAUGCAAGUGACCUCGAAAACAUUGCAGCAAAUAAGUCGGAAAAGGAGAGCGCUAUCAACUUUUUGAUUUCAGUCGGCAUGAUCAAAUUGCUCAAGGAGGACAAGACCGGAAAACUCUUGUACAAGGGAGUACAGGUCAAGGAAGCCAAGAGUAAAUCGUCAAUGGACAAGGACACUCAGGCGGUUCUUGCGCUGAUAGAAGAGGCAAAGAAUGAAGGCGUCUGGACAAAAACGCUUGAGCGACGGACGGAUUUGCCCCAAAAGGUUGUUACACGCAGUCUCAAGCAGCUAGAAAAGCAAGGCCUCAUCAAACCCAUUAAAUCCGUCAAGUAUCCUACACGAAAGAUGUAUAUGCUUUUCCAUCUCACUCCGUCGUCCGAAGUGACAGGAGGUGUAUGGUACCACGAGCAAGAGUUUGACCAAGAGUUUGUCAACAUUAUGCUCGAGCAAAUCUAUGGCUUCAUCGCUUCCAAGUCUCUUCCUAAACCAACACCUCGAUGCGCUCGUCCUCUCUAUCCACGUUCGGAGGCACAUCGAUACCCUAGUUUGACGCGCAUCGCCGAUUGGAUUCGCAAAAACCCCAUCAGCGACGUCAAGCUCAAACCCGAGGACGUCGAGCCGCUCCUUCGUGUACUCGAAUUCGAUGGCCUGAUUGAGAAACUACCAGCUGGCAUCGGAAUGGCACAAAUGUCGAGCGACGAGGAUGACGACGAAGACGACCGUGCGCGUUCAAGCAAAAAGGCAAGCAAAGUCGGCUCAAAGAGAAAAAGGUCAGAAAGUAGCGAUGAAGAGACUGGGAAUAAGAAGCGGAAACGGAGUGCCCCUGCUAGUGACGAUGAAGACCUUGGACGACAAACCGACAGCGACAGCGACGAUGAGCGGAACAGGAGCAAGAAGAAGCAGAAGAAGAAGAAACGCGAGGCCUACAAUUCCGACGACGAGGAUGAUAUGGGGAUUCGAAGACUUGCAGAGGUGCAUAUUAGCGACGCCUACGUCUAUCGCGCCAUUCGACCGCUGGAGCACAGUAAAUCCGAAGAGAUUGAGACCUCGUAUGCACUCGGAAAUGGAGGUGACUCGUGGGUGUCUUCUGGCCCGCUGUUUGGUGGAGCGUGGUUGGGUGGCGGAGGUGGACAUUUGCCGUGGGCGGAUAGUCCGUGCACGGGCUGUCCGCAAGUCGACUUUUGCAGCGAGACGGGGCCUGUCAAUGCGUCGGAGUGUGUAUAUUACACCGCUUGGCUGGACCCCGAGCGCGCCGUGCACAAGAUGCGACCCAAACUCGAGGGAGAAGAUAGUCAUGCUUCCAUGGCGAUAGAAUUGGAGGUAUAG
Serendipita indica DSM 11827 is the source of this 1407-nucleotide messenger RNA. The record is from the annotation of a GenBank genome assembly. Lineage: Eukaryota; Fungi; Basidiomycota; Agaricomycetes; Sebacinales; Serendipitaceae.